Molecule: messenger RNA, 3150 nt
Organism: Lymnaea stagnalis (great pond snail)
Lineage: Eukaryota; Metazoa; Mollusca; Gastropoda; Lymnaeidae
Source: the annotation of a GenBank genome assembly
GUUUUUAACUAAAACAAAUGGCUGAGGGAAGACAUGGAAAUUCUCCCCUGGAAGACUUUAAUCCAUUAUGUGAAGAACAGUAUGUAUCAGUAUGAUUGAUUACAUUUUAAUAGACUAAUGAAUACGUUUAAAAAAAAUUCUUUGUAAAAUUAUUAUUUAUUUUUAAAAAUAAUGCAUGAAAAUGAACUUAAGGCCUUGGCAAUUGGCCUUUAAUCAUGAAAUUGAAAUCACUUUUAAAACGUUAUGUUAACUCAUUAACUUAACAUCGACAUCAUCAAUCAUUGUAUGAUUGUUUACUUCAACGAAAAUUAAAUAUGAAUCCCGAAGAAUAAUCACUGAUUAAGAUUAGGUGCGUCUAGGCUUAAUAAACUAACGAUUAUUAUUAUUAUAUAGGCUAGGCCUCAAGAAAAUGUAAACCUAUCUAUCUUCUCACUUGGUCAAAAUAAAUUCUCAAAGAUUAAAUUAAGGUUGUCUUAAAAAAUUAAAAGAAGAAACCCCCUUGUGUAAUGCCUCAGUGUCAACUUAGGCGAUCUCUUAACCCUCAUUUGUCUAUUUGUACAUGAUAGAAUAAAAUGGAACAUGAUUUAUUACAAAAAUAAAUGAAACUCAACUUAUUACUUGAAUAAAUUCAAUGAUUGUUCCAACCGGUUAACCUAAUCCAGCCAGAGAUAUCACAGUAUUUUGGAAAUUUAUAAAAUAGGAAAAGUUUUAUAUGCUAUACUAUAAAUAAAGUCUUUACUCAUUAUUGAUCUAUUAUUCUUUAUGUGAAUGCGAUGGAUGGGCUCAGUUGGUCGUACCUCUUGAUUGCUAGACAAACUGAAGUAUGAAGCAGCGAUUUCCAUUGCUCUCAAAAACAGAGAUUCUGGAAUCUGUGAUCUAUGAGACUAUGAGAGCAUGGGGUUUGAUUUGAUUCAUUGUAGUAAUGGCUGUGUUAAAUGACUUGUGCAGGUGAUGGAUUCUUUAUCAAUCAGAUUUUGGUAAUGAAUGGCCGAGACAUCUUUUUUUUCUUUCUAAACAACAAACUCAUAGUAGGAGCAACCUAAUGUGGGUUUCAUUAACAACUUCUCAACAAAGCAAAUUAUUCCCACCCCCGCCCACAUACACACCUAUUCAGUGCAUGUUUCAUGCAACAACACAAAGCUUACAUAAUUGACCAAAGGUACAUAAAUGAGAAGCAAAGAUUCUUAGUUUGCAAAGCUGACUCAUUAUUUGUAAUUCAAACACUGCUCCCUUAUGUGAAAAGAAUUGCUAAACACACAUCAUGUUUUUCAGCUCUUUUGUGGGGCUCAUACUGAACUGCUAAUGUUAGCAGUUCACAGUGCACACAUUAUCAUGGUUGUUAAUCACCACUGGUACUUCUGUUUGUGUUAAUCGCCACUGGUACUUCUGUUUGUGUUAAUAGCCACUGGUACUUCUGUUUGAAAAUUAGAUUAAAGGUUUUCGCUCACUUGUGUUCCUGAAACAAUGAUAUUAACUCUUGCUGAUCUAUACUAGAUGCUGACAAUCAAAUCAGUUUCUCACCUUUCUCUAGAGUAAUUAAUUUUAACUUAAGAAACAUAUUCCUGAUAAAUUUUCACCAGCACUCCCUUUUUUGUUCUAAGCACCUUUCCCUGCUAAUUUUAGCAACCGCUGCCCAAGACCACAGCUUCUUCGUAAGCCUAUAUUAUUGUUUAAUUCUAUAGUUAACUAGGUGAGAUGAUGUGAAUCUGUAAUUUUAAUUUUGACCCUAAAUAUGUCCUAAUUUUAAUUGGUCAAAAGUGAUGGAUUAAGGGCUCAACAAACAGGAUGAUGUGUGUCUACACACUUUGUCAGAUCACAAAACACAUAAAUUUCCUCUUAAACAGAAAUGGGUCAUAAUCUUUCACUUUUUCCCAGGGAUCAUUAAAAUUAACUCACAUCUUAACUGCUUAAAACCAAACAAAACACCAAGUUGCCCCAUCUGCAAGCAAAGUACGACAUCACCACCUUUUAUGUCUUCAGAAUUUACAGCUUAACUAUCUACCACAAUUACCAUAUUACAAGAAGACCUUAUAUUCAGACAUUGGCCAAAUAAGAAACACCUGCAUAAUUUUCACCUUAGCUGUAGGGCCAUCUUCAAUUUACUACUGGAUCAGAAUUGUGAGGAGGAAGAUUAGUCAGAAGUAGUGACACCAAAAAAUGUAUCAUUGGGACCAAUAAGACUUCUGCAGUGUGUCAUAGGUUGGAAGAGACUUUUUAAAUUGCUUAAUCUUUGGGCCCAUAGCAUAAGCCAAUACAAAUUUAAUCCUCAGGUUUACUGAAACUUACCUACAGCAAGCUUCAAAUGGAGAUGAUAGCUGGCAGGAAGACCUGCAAUCACCAAAAGGAAGUGAUGAGGACGGAUCUGUUAGUGAUGUAGAUGAAGGCAGACUGCUUGGACAACAGUAUUCUAUCACCCCACCAUCAAUACCAAGAGUAAGAAUACGUGAAAAGGGUAAAGGACGGAGCGUGGAUAGAUCUUACAAGGAGUUCCUUAUAAACAAACGCCAGCAGCAACCCAAGUCAGAAAUCAAUAUCAUUAAAGAUGAGUACCUCACUGAUCCGGCACUUUGCAACCUUAUUGAGUUUGAUUCGGAUGAUAAUUUGGAUAAAGAUUUAAUAAGAGAGAAAAAAGAGAAAAAAAAGAAAGAGACUAAAGAGAUGAAGAAAACACUUUCCAAAAUCCGUUUAAAUGAUAGGCAAGAAAAAAGACUCUCUGAAGACUUUGGCAUGCUACAUGUCAGUGAUCCACUGGACCAGUCACACAUACAGGUUAAACUUGAAGGAUCCGGGAGGUUUUCCCACUUGAGGACAAAACCAAUCCCUCUCGUGAGCCCAGAAAGUAGAGUGAGGCGCCAGAUAGCAGAUGCUCCUACUUGCCCAAAGGCAAGAGAAGAAUUUCAUACUAACUUUUCUUUACUAAUAAAGCUAGGCACAGAACUAAAAAAAGAUAAGGAAAAUAAUCUUGCCACACACAGAAAUGCAUUCCAUGAGUUAAUAAAGCAGAGAACAUCUUUAAUAGAGCAAAUUUGGUUGGAGUUGCAGGCGUACCUUAAUAACAAAAUUUCGCCUGAAGAGCAAAGUGAAAUUUUAAAGAAUGAGAGGCAAGUUCAUGAGCAGGUCAUUGAUGAAAUCAACAAAUUUUGUUUUGCU